AUGACAUCAGANACUCUCGUCGCGCGUAAAGAUGGCAAACCUCGUUUUUGCGUCGAUUUCCGAAGCACCGUCAACAAGCACCUCAUUCGCAAGACCUGGCCUCUAGCGAACAUGGAGUCCAACCUUGACUCUGUCGGCAGCGCCAAGUUCAUCAGCGUUGCAGACGUCCAGUCAGCGUACUGGCAGAUUCCUGUUCAUCCUGACCACGUCGAAAGGACAGCCUUUGUCACCAACUCUGGCAAGUACUGUUACAAGCGGAUGCCGUUUGGUGUCUGUAAUGCCCCAUGGAAUUUUUCUGAGAUGGCCCAUAAAACGUUAGGCCAUAUUCCUGAAUUGUUGAUUUACAUGGAUGAUUUCUGUGUGCUUUCAGCAACUUUCGAGAAUCAUAUGACGUCUUUGAAGGGCAUGUUCGUAGCUCUCCAAGCAGCAGGUCUGACAUUGAAACCUUCGAAGAUUUCGUUUGGCCUCAAGUCCAUCGAGUAUUUGGGACAUAUUAUUUCGGCUGAAGGUAUUUCUGUCGGGAAGGAUCGCAUCAAAGCCGUCCAAAACCUUCCUACUACUCGUUGCCUGAAAGAUCUUCGCUCAGUACUCGGGGUGGUUAAUUUUGUGCGCCGGUUCAUACCGGAUUAUGCAGAAAUAACCAAUCCGUUGGUGGAGUUAACUCGCAAAGAGUACGCCACAAAAUCACGUUUCGUAAAAGCUUGGAACAAAUCGCACGACGCAUCGUUCGCUCAUCUAAAAAAGCGGUUAUUAACUUCAGCGCCCGUUCUACACUUCCCAGACUUCGAUCGGGAAUUCGUAGUUCAUGUGGAUGCAUCCGAACAUGGGUGUGGCGCGUUUCUUGCCCAGCCGUCCAAGGCUGAUCCAGAGUCUCUUGACAUGAUUGCGUAUUAUAGUCAGAGAUUCAAACAUGGACAGCAUCAUUACUCUGCGUCUAUGAAAGAAUGUUGCGGUGUGGUUCUUGCAGUUUCGCGUUGGCGACCGUACUUAUUUGGGAAACACUUUUUCGGUGAUCACUGAUCAUCAAGCGUUGACUCAUCUUUUAAGUUGCAAGACACCAGCAACAUGCUCACUCGUUGGGCUAUCGCUCUUCAAAAUUAUGACUUACCGUCAAACACGUAGCGGGAAAAUUAAACGUUGUACCCGAUACGUUAUCUCGUUUAUUUGGCGAAAUUGAGUCCGAAACCAUAUCAAACAAACAGGCCUUAUUGUGGAAAAGAGGGUUUCGUCCUCGACAGACGUUAGGGAGUUUCAACCUUUAUGAAGGUGUUCUCCACAUUAGCGUCGAUUUGUAGGAAUGUGCCGAGUGAUCGUCCGUACCGUCCUCCUGGCCCUCGUGACUACGAAAUUUCUGCCGAUUCGUUGAACGACGUUGAUANCGUUGGGGAGUUUCAACCUUUAUGAAGGUGUUCUCCACAUUACCCCCCCCUUUUUCGAGGCUUCUUCUUGUUUGCUAGGCAAGAGAAGUCUUCUUGGGUUAACCGUAACCCCACCGGCUGGCGGCGAGUAGAACCACCUUUUUUUCCAACAAUCUUCUGUGCGUGUGUGCGGGUAAGCCACUUCCGCCACGCAUUGCCAGAAGUUUCGAGUUCGAUAGACAGUGCAUCGUUUCUUGGCCCACCCACCGUUUUUCUUUUUCCGUACUCCGGAUGAAAAUUAGGUGAGCAGCGGGUUUUGAACCCGUGUCUUCUGCAACCGAAAGCAGGUACCUGAUAUCUCUUGUCGACGCCAUUAUGGAAAAGAGGGUUUCGUCCUCGACAGACGUUAGGGAGUUUCAACCUUUAUGAAGGUGUU
Ectocarpus sp. CCAP 1310/34 is the source of this 1794-nucleotide messenger RNA. The record is from the annotation of a GenBank genome assembly. Lineage: Eukaryota; Phaeophyceae; Ectocarpales; Ectocarpaceae.